UGGUAGGGUUUUCUUCUCGCGCCGCCGGAACGGAACACCACCGAGCCGAAUCGCCCCCCCGGAGCAGAGUAGAGGAGAGGAGAUGGCGGGGAAGAAGGGAGCAGCGGCGAGGAAGGAGGACGUGGUCACCAGGGAGUACACCAUCAACCUCCACAAGCGCCUCCACGGCUGCACAUUCAAGAAGAAGGCGCCCAAUGCCAUCAAGGAGAUCAGGAAGUUCGCGCAGAAGGCUAUGGGCACCACUGAUGUCCGGGUUGACGUGAAGCUCAACAAGCACAUCUGGAGCAGCGGUAUCAGAAGCGUUCCACGGAGGGUUCGUGUGAGGAUUGCCCGCAGGAGGAACGACGAGGAGGAUGCCAAGGAGGAACUCUACUCCCUCGUCACCGUCACUGAGAUCCCUGCUGAGGGUUUGAAAGGGCUGGGAACCAAGGUCAUCGACGAAGCGGAUUAAGCUCUCACAUCCUCUACAUCUUUAGAACAAGUUUGUAGUUUUGUGUCUGGCAACAGCAAACCUUUUGUGUCCCAAAGAAGUUUUGAACUCUGGUACUGUGAUACAAUAUCACAAUUGUCUAUUUCCUUAAUCGAAUUCAAUGGUUAGUUCUGUGUUCGUUUCUUCUUUAUUGCCCUAUGAUUUACA
Setaria italica (foxtail millet) is the source of this 637-nucleotide messenger RNA. Its product is annotated as 60S ribosomal protein L31. The transcript has 2 exons. Gene Ontology annotation, cellular component: cytosolic large ribosomal subunit; ribosome. Gene Ontology annotation, molecular function: structural constituent of ribosome. Gene Ontology annotation, biological process: cytoplasmic translation. Lineage: Eukaryota; Viridiplantae; Streptophyta; Magnoliopsida; Poales; Poaceae. Bases 83 to 451 code for a protein of 122 amino acids. The record is from RefSeq and is a predicted model, not a curated record.